AAUACUAGACAAACUUAUGAGCGCCUAGACAAACCGGAACCGUUGGUUAACCCAAAGGUCCCAACCGUUGAACCGUGGAAUUUCUGUUGACGACGUGGAUAAUGGGAGCACCAUGGAGCCGACUUAAAGCGGAACUCUCGAUCUACCGUCGUGGGCCCAAAGAAAAGGAGACCAAGUGGGGAAAGCCCAAUUAAAUUCUGUCUUUCCCUAAAGUCCAAGGCCACUUUUCCCCGUCGUCCCGCCGUUUCCACUUCUCUCUCCUCCAGCCUUCUCCCCCAAGCUUUAGGGCAAUCUCUCCCUUCCUUCCCGGACCGAAACGGGCAAUUGUCCCAACCUACGCCGAUCGCCCAUUCCGGCAAUCAGCAAGAAGCCCCAUCUGAAGGGAGAGCUGGGAGGAGAAUCCAUGAAAAGAUGCUAGCUGCCGCCGCGGCGUUGGCUUCAUCAACUAGCUCUCAAGACUCCGGAUCGCCAUGUCGAGAUUUUUGACGUUUGGAGCUAUUAAGAGGAUCGCAAGUUCAAUUACUGAAAGCCAAAGCCAUUCAGGGUAUAAGAGGUAUGGAACACUAGCCCAGCUGGGCUCCCGUAUACCCCAUUUUAGACACACUGCUCAUUACCAGCUCCCACGAGUAGGAUCUUCAGCCUUCACCCGGCAUGUAGUCAAGCAGCAAUUCAGCCAUAGUUUCAGUUCUCAGCCAUAUACUGGAUCUUCUCCUGCUAAACUUCUCGCUUACAAUGCCCAUCUUGCAUGGAGGAGGCUCAUUGCAAGAGGCUCUCAUGGCAUUGAUAACCCCACAGUUAUAAGCAGGAUUGCUCAAGCAGUCAGCUUGGCUUUAACAAGAUCACCUCUUGUAGUCUCUGGUGCGCUGGCACUGACAUGUGGGCAAAUGGCAUGGGCAGAGAGAUCGAUGGCCGACUCGUUUCAAUAUCCAUACCCCUUGACAAGUUCACUAUACAAUCGUGCACAAGAUGGAAGAGCUUUUGUCUCAUCACUGGUAUACUCUGCUGUGGAAGGUCUUAUCUUGCUCGUGAGAACCUUCUACUUGACCAUCUUGUUUACCCCAAGCUUAGUCAUGGCACCAUUUGCUGACUGGUUUGGACCAAGAUUCAGGGACUAUUGGCUUCGUGUCGUCCUUCGAACACUUGAAAGAGCAGGUCCAGCAUUCAUAAAAUGGGGGCAAUGGGCGGCUACACGACCUGAUCUCUUCCCUCGAGAUCUCUGCACCAAGCUGUCACAGCUACACUCAAAAGCUCCUGAGCAUAGCUUUGCCUACACAAAAAAGAUAAUUGAAAAAGCAUUUGGCCGUAAGCUAAAUGAAAUCUUCGAAGGGUUUGAGGAACUUCCUGUGGCAUCUGGAAGUAUUGCCCAGGUGCAUCGGGCCUCUUUGAGAUUCAGGUACCCUGGUCAGAAGCAGGCGAAGCCUCUUGUUGUGGCGGUAAAAGUUAGGCAUCCCGGUGUUGGAGAGUCAAUUCGUAGAGAUUUCACCAUCAUCAAUUUGGCAGCAAAGAUGUCGAGAUUUAUUCCUGCUUUGAAUUGGUUGAGAUUGGAUGAGAGUGUACAGCAGUUUGCAGUUUUCAUGAUGUCUCAAGUUGAUCUUGCUAGGGAGGCUGCUCACUUGAGCAGGUUCAUAUAUAACUUCCGGAGUUGGAAAGAUGUUUCCUUCCCUAAACCAGUGUAUCCCCUCGUGCAUCCAGCUGUUUUGGUGGAGACUUACGAGCAAGGGGAGAGUGUUUCGCACUAUGUGGAUGACCUUGAGGGACAUGAUCGGGUUAAAGCUGCACUUGCCCAUAUAGGAACUCAUGCACUUCUGAAAAUGCUUCUGGUGGACAACUUUAUCCAUGCAGACAUGCAUCCUGGGAAUAUUCUUGUCCGGGUGGCGUCUCAGAACAAGCCAUCUGGGAAAAAACGGCUGUUCAAAUCAAAGCCUCAUGUCGUUUUCCUUGAUGUAGGCAUGACCGCUGAACUAUCAAAGAACGACAGAGUGAAUCUACUUGAGUUUUUCAAGGCUGUUGCUCGUCGAGAUGGACGCAUUGCAGCAGAAUCUGCAUUGCGAUUAUCGAAACAGCAGAAUUGUCCUGAUCCAAAGGCUUUUAUCAAGGAAAUGGAAGAGGCAUUCACAUUCUGGGGAACUCCAGAAGGCGAUCUGGUUCAUCCUGCGGAAUGCAUGGAGGAACUACUCGAGAAAGUAAGGCGACAUAAGGUCAACAUUGAUGGCAAUGUCUGCACUGUAAUGGUGACAACGUUGGUUCUCGAGGGAUGGCAAAGGAAGCUCGACCCGGCAUACAACGUGAUGCAAACGUUGCAGACGCUGCUGCUUCGAGCUGAUUGGGCAAAGUCACUGUCUUACACGAUCGAAGGGUUGAUGGCCCCAUAGAAGAGAAAGAAGGUUAUCACAGGUUGGAAACAAUUUUGUAAGUGUUUAGGCCACAAAGAAGUAUACUUGCAGUCUAAGAAAUAAGGACAGCUCUCUCAGGGAUGUAUCCAGCCCUCGAAAUUUUGGAUGAUUCUUUUUUGUAAUUCCCUUGUACCUUUAAGGAUUCUUCUUCUUUGUUCACUUCUCACUUUUUUGCUUUGUUUCCCAUUUCUCUCUGUCUUUUUGCCUGUACUUAAUUCAAUCGAUGGUUUUUCCAGACAAUGCAAGAGCAACAGAGAAAGUAAAGAGAAUAAGUGAUGCCAAUUCUU
Molecule: messenger RNA, 2680 nt
Organism: Linum trigynum
Lineage: Eukaryota; Viridiplantae; Streptophyta; Magnoliopsida; Malpighiales; Linaceae
Source: the annotation of a GenBank genome assembly